UGUAGUAGAAAAAGCCUAAUAUACACAAAUUUCACUAUAUGAAGGGUUUUUCCAGGCCGGCACGCACGCGCUCGAGAGGAAACAAAAAACGGAUUUGGGCCACUUUUUUUUUUUUUUUUAAAGGUUUUCUAAAAGUUUGUACUCAAAAGUAUUUUUCUUCAAAAUAGUUUUUAAUUCCCGAGUAUGUAUAUUCAUUAUCAACACGUGUUUUUCAGGCUUAUCUGAGGUGAAGUGUUUUGAAGUUUCCGCCCCUCAGAUUAGCCGAGCUGCUGGAACCUGGGGCAUCGCUAUAACAACAGCUGCGCGCUCGAGUUGUGCGCAUGCGCGUUUCAUCCUCGCUAGCUCGGGCUACUUCGGGUCCUGUUUCUGUGUGUCGAGCUAACUGUGUGUGCGCGCACAUAUGGCCAUCACACAAGCUUGAGCCGGUGUUUGUACAGUUUCUUUGUUUGCCCCACUGUGUAGCCAUGCGUGAUUAAUACGAGCCAGUGAGUCAGAGGACUAACGGGACUUGUCUCCCUUCACCUCUCAUCUCAUCUCCUCUCCUCUGCGUGGGAAGGCUGAAGAAUGAUCGCAUCCUUAUCCAAAGGAAAUUUACUCGAUGUGCUGCAGGAGGGAUUCAAUGAGCAACAACUGGUGGCGUAUGUGUCGUGGGUGAAUGCUCAGCUGAGGAAGAAGCCCGGUCUGAGGCCCGUAAGCGAUCUGCGGCAGGAUCUCCGAGACGGUGUGGUGCUCGCACACCUCAUUGAGAUAGUGGCUGGCGAGCUCCUUGAGGGUAUUCACUACUCACCAAAGGACAACCAAGAGAAGAGAGAAAAUGUGGAGAAGGUUUUGCAGUUUGUGUCCUCCAAGCGGAUACGCAUGCCCCAGACGUCUGCCAGAGACAUUGUGGAAGGGAACCUCAAAUCUGCCAUGAGGCUCAUCCUGGCUCUAGCAGCACAUUUUAAGCCUUCUGCCUCAGCCAAUCACAGGGCAGGAGCUGCCUCGGGUAGAAACUCGACCGCCUCCUCAGCCAACCACAGACCUCAUUCCACUAUGGCCAUGGCCCAGAACGCAGCAGCGGCUCUAGCAGCUGCCCGGAACGAUGCGUCUCGCUCAGGGCGCAGCGUUCAUCAGCUCAGACAGGACUGGCACAGGCAAAGCUCCAGUGCUGAUGAAGAGAUUGAGAACCCAUGCUGGAGUGUGCGGGCUUUGGUCCAGCAGUAUGAGGGACAGGGAGGAGCCGGUGUGGACGACACAGAGACAGGAGACCCAAGCUUGAGCACCUCCAGUCCUGACCACACGCCCAAAGACCACACCGGCCUCUCAGAGGACAACGGACAGCUUUUCAGUAUCCAAUUAGGACACACCAAAGACAAUUUGACAAGUGGCCUAGGUGCAGCCAAGGAGCAUGAUGGGAGGUGUGUGAGUAACUGUGCCUGGGAAGAGCAACUGUGGGAGCAGCAGGAGCAGUUAGAGAGGGAGAUGGUGGAGGCCAGGAGAAUGGUGUCCAGCCUACAGGCUUUGCUUCUGCAUGGCUCGUUGCCUGACGAUGAGCAGGAGGAUUCGCUGAGCUUGGGAGAGGGAGGGGAAAAUGCCGAGCAACAACUGGUUAUUAUCCGCAGUCGUCUUGACCAGAGCAUGGAGGAGAGUCUGGAGCUGAAGAGGGAGCUGUUGAAGUACAAGCAGGAGGCACGCAACCUACAAGGAGUCAAAGAUGCUCUCCAGCAGCGUAUGACCAUGCAGGAGUCGUCUGUGUUACAGCUCAAACAGGAGCUCCUGCGCACCAGCAUGAACCGUGAUGAACUGGCAGGACAAAACGCAGAGCUUCAUAAGAAGCUAGAAGAAAGGAACAGGCUUCUCAGUGAAUAUAAGAAAGAGUUAGGACAGAAGGAUCGCCUGCUACAGCAACAGCAGUUCAAACUGGAUGAAGCUCUACGCAAGGUGGCAGACAGCAACAGCCAGCAGGCUGACCUGCAGAGGGAGCCAGAGCACAAGCAGAGGUUUUUUCAGGAGCUCACCGAUCGUGCUGAGGAAGAGCUACCUGGAUCUCCGAGCAACGGCUACACAGAUCCUGCAGCGCUAGAGCUCAGCACAGCACGAUCACACAAAGGAACGGAAGAGCUACAGUUGGUACGGGAUGCUCUGCGCAGUCUGAGGAACAGCUUCGGAGGCCACGACCCUCAGCACCACACACUGGACACACUGGAGCAGGGCAUGGCCAGCCUUAUGGACCGCCUCUACACACUGGAGUCACAGACCAGACGUGACAGGAAGGCAAGGGCCAGGUCUCCAGGACACAAGGCCACUCAUACAGACAGGGACUCCUGGCCUUCCAGCACCAGAAUGGUCCACUCUCACAGCAGCCCUAUGCUUAACUCCUCAUCCUCCACCAAAGUCCUGUACUUCACAGACCGCUCGCUCACACCCUUCAUGAUCAACAUCCCUAAGAGUUUGGGAGAAAUUACCCUCCGAGACUUUAAAGUGGCUAUAGAUCGAGAGGGCAGUUACAGAUACCAUUUUAAAGCUCAGGACCCUGAGUUCGGCACUGUGAAAGAGGAGGUGUUCCAGGAUGAGGCGGUGGUGCCCGGCUGGGAGGGCAAGAUCGUGGCAUGGGUGGAGGAGGAUCACGGCGAGGGGAGGAUCUAACAGGAAGCCUGAGAAAAGCCCAGCCGGGAUCAGAUGUGACAGGAAGGAUGAACUGUGCCGAUCUGUCAGAAUAAAUGUGCUUGUGCCGAACGUACAGAUGCUCAGCUCUCUCACUUGGAAUUCGAAAAUCCUCCUGUUCCCUGUACCUCUGUGUUUCUGUGCGAGUCAAGUGAAAGCAGGACAACAGAAGGGACACCCGGAGGUUAAUUAGAACGUGUUCCUGUCCGUUCUGUUCUCCGAACAGCUGUCUACAGAAAAUACAGGCUCCUCGCCAAUGAUUAAUCUGAGGAGCUUUUCCUUAACGAGUUGCCGUGCUGCAGACAUCUGUAGUGUCAAAUUAGUGUUUCACUGUGACCAUAAGAACUUCUGUUUAGACAUUGAAAGAGCUUCUCGUCAUAAAUCUUGUAUUUUAUAGUCGAACGGCCAGAGAUUCGAUACUUUUUUUUUUGUAGCGGAAAGACAGUUUACGAGCAGGUGCGUGUGUACAGUAUUAUUAUGACAUGAGUAAGUGAACACGGUGGUGUGUAAUACGUUUAAAGAUUUUUAGAAGGGUUUGUGUCAUAUUUCAGCCUUAAAUUGAUCGAUUUUACAAUCCAAACCCAGUUCACAUUAUCUAGCAAUAAGAUUAUAGAUAACUGUUGACACUGUAGUAACCACGUCAAGUGUCGAAUACACCAGCUGCCUACGGCACGAAGCUCAGAAGGAAUUUUACGUACAAUUUUAAUGUGAUGUCAGCCGAACUGACUGAUAUCACGUUAGAAGAGGUGUGUAAAGGUUUAAGGUAUACGCCGCCUUCAGUGAAGGCUAGGCCCGUACCAGCAAUUUAGCAAAUUUUUCCCUUUUUCGAUCUCUUAGUCAGUUCAUUUUGUGAAGUUUGAGUUUUCCGGACUAUUAUUUUGUGAAAACGUGUAUUCGAAUUUAGGUCAGUCAAGAUUCUACUGGCAGAGAAAUAACUUUACUUGUGUUUCUCAAUACACAGCCCAAGCACUGAGUUUACAGGACCAAAGUGAGGUGACGAUAUUAAAACAUGCUGGUUUAGUAGUAUAUAAAUAAGGUCUAGUCUGAGUGUUUCUCAAUACCAAGAGUGUGUGAAAUGGAUUUGUGUUCCUGGGAACAAUGAUUGUUUUUUUAAGAAUGAAUUAGCAAGGACACUAGCAGAGAAGAGAGAUGGAUGAUAUUUAAGGAGUUAAACACUUGGGGACAUUCAGUUAUAGAAAACUGAUCAAUGAUGUGGUGGGGUCAUGCAGCCUGUGGCCAAAUGGAGUGACUGUUACCACCCAAGUUGAUUCUUUUCCAAUUACAGAACGUCCUAAAAUGGCAAGUUUUUAUUCCCGUUACACUGCAGCAAUUUACAGACUAUUA
Molecule: messenger RNA, 3987 nt
Organism: Ictalurus punctatus (channel catfish)
Lineage: Eukaryota; Metazoa; Chordata; Actinopteri; Siluriformes; Ictaluridae
Gene: dixdc1b
Product: DIX domain containing 1b
Exons: 21
Coding region: 565-2625 (686 amino acids)
Biological process (GO): canonical Wnt signaling pathway
Cellular component (GO): cytosol
Molecular function (GO): protein binding
Source: RefSeq, a predicted model, not a curated record